This is a messenger RNA of Charadrius vociferus (killdeer), 3377 nucleotides long. It is a transcript of the gene SLC17A6, whose product is annotated as solute carrier family 17 (vesicular glutamate transporter), member 6. The record is from RefSeq and is a predicted model, not a curated record. NCBI's taxonomy places the organism in Eukaryota, Metazoa, Chordata, Aves, Charadriiformes, Charadriidae. Gene Ontology annotation, biological process: transmembrane transport; monoatomic anion transport; regulation of synapse structure or activity. Gene Ontology annotation, molecular function: neurotransmitter transmembrane transporter activity; L-glutamate transmembrane transporter activity. The transcript has 12 exons. The coding region runs from base 500 to 2245 and encodes 581 amino acids. Gene Ontology annotation, cellular component: synaptic vesicle membrane; excitatory synapse.
UCUGCCUACGGCGGCGAAUCGCACCCCUCCCCCUCCAGCUCUACAGCCGGGGACACCGCCAGCGCCAACCCGAGAUUGCUUUGAAACGCUCCCGCUAAGGGAUCUCCGUCCCCUCCCAGCCGGGCAUGGCACUGCCUCCACCCGCCACCACCGAACCCUGCCAGGCCUAGAAGACUUUCUGACCGUGCCUGGCAACUCCGCGCUGCCGGGAAACCCGGGGGCUGCCUGCAGCGCUCUCAGACUCCCCGCUCGCUGCCGCACACAGGCGCGCUCCCUCGCCCUCGCCCUCUCCCCCCCCCGGCUCCGCACGCCGGCGCUCCCUCUCUCUCUCACACACACACGCACGCACGCUUUCUCUCACUCUCCCUUUACCCGAAGGUGCACGGAUAGCCAUUUAAUGAGGGGGAAAAGUUAAGAGAUUAAACCAAUAUGAACCAUCGUUGCUCGUAGCAGUGCCCUAUCCAGAGCAGAGCAGAAUCCAGCGAGCAUCCCUGCAGGAAUGGAGUCGGUAAAACAAAGGAUUUUGACCCCUGGCAAGGAGGGAUUGAAGAAUUUUGCUGGAAAAUCGCUUGGUCAACUCUACAGAGUCCUAGAGAAGAGGCAGAAGCCCGGGGACACCAUCGAACUGACGGAAGAUGGAAAGCCCAUGGAAAUGCCCGAGAAGAAAGCCCCGCUGUGCGACUGUACCUGCUUCGGGCUGCCCCGGAGGUACAUCAUUGCCAUCAUGAGUGGACUGGGAUUCUGCAUUUCCUUCGGUAUCCGAUGUAACUUGGGAGUGGCCAUCGUGGAUAUGGUCAAUAACAGCACCAUACACCGAGGAGGAAAAAUUAUUAAAGAGAAAGCGAAGUUUAAUUGGGAUCCCGAAACAGUUGGCAUGAUCCACGGCUCUUUUUUCUGGGGGUACAUAAUCACCCAAAUCCCCGGCGGGUAUAUCUCGUCCCGGCUGGCAGCUAACAGAGUAUUUGGUGCUGCUAUACUGCUGACAUCCUCUCUCAACAUGUUAAUCCCGUCUGCAGCCAGAGUGCACUAUGGGUGUGUCAUCUUUGUUAGGAUCUUGCAGGGCCUUGUAGAGGGGGUCACCUACCCUGCCUGCCACGGUAUUUGGAGCAAGUGGGCCCCCCCAUUAGAAAGAAGUAGGUUAGCAACCACUUCCUUUUGUGGUUCCUAUGCAGGAGCUGUUAUUGCAAUGCCUUUAGCUGGAAUUCUAGUGCAAUAUACUGGGUGGUCUUCUGUGUUCUAUGUGUAUGGGAGCUUUGGAAUAGUCUGGUACAUGUUUUGGCUUUUGGUUUCAUAUGAGAGUCCUGCAAAGCAUCCUACGAUCACAGAUGAAGAAAGGAGAUACAUAGAAGAAAGCAUUGGAGAGAGUGCCAACCUCCUAGGUGCAAUGGAAAAAUACAAAACUCCAUGGAGAAAAUUUUUUACAUCUAUGCCAGUCUAUGCAAUAAUUGUUGCAAACUUCUGUAGGAGCUGGACUUUUUACUUGCUGCUUAUUAGUCAGCCUGCUUACUUUGAGGAAGUCUUUGGAUUUGAAAUAAGCAAGGUGGGUAUCUUAUCUGCUGUGCCGCAUUUAGUGAUGACAAUUAUUGUUCCUAUUGGGGGACAAAUUGCAGACUUUUUAAGAAGCAGGCAGAUUCUUUCAACCACUACUGUAAGAAAGAUAAUGAACUGUGGAGGUUUUGGUAUGGAAGCAACGCUUCUUCUUGUGGUGGGCUAUUCUCACAGUAAAGGAGUGGCUAUUUCAUUCCUAGUGCUUGCUGUAGGCUUUAGUGGAUUUGCCAUAUCUGGAUUCAAUGUCAACCAUUUAGACAUUGCCCCGAGGUAUGCCAGCAUCUUAAUGGGGAUUUCUAAUGGAGUCGGGACCUUGUCUGGAAUGGUUUGCCCUAUAAUUGUCGGAGCAAUGACAAAGAACAAGACACGUGAAGAGUGGCAGUAUGUCUUCCUCAUCGCUGCUUUAGUUCAUUAUGGAGGUGUUAUCUUCUAUGGCAUAUUUGCUUCGGGAGAGAAACAACCCUGGGCGGACCCCGAACAGACAAGUGAAGAGAAAUGUGGCUUUAUUCAUGAAGAUGAACUUGCUGAAGAGACAGGGGACAUUACUCAGAAUUAUGUAAAUUAUGGUACCACCAAGUCUUAUGGUGCUACAACCCAGGUCAACGGUGGCUGGCCUAAUGGUUGGGAGAAAAAAGAGGAAUUUGUACAAGAGGAAGUACAAGACUCAUACAACUACAAGGAAGGAGAUUAUUCAUAACAAACCUAAAUAUUGGUUAUAUUUUGUAGUGUUUGUGAUUAAAUUCAUUGUGAUUGUUUGCACACAGAAAUACAAAAUGUGGUAUAAACAUGUAAACACAUAUCAAACAGGAAGGUCUUACUGUAAAAAAAUGCAUCAAAGUGCAAUCUGUAUGAGUUGUGACAUGUCAUCACUUUCAUUAGGUUAUAUUUGUUCUAUAAACAUUAGAGUUUUAAGGGUUUACUGGUCAAAACUAUAGAGGCAAUUAGAUACUUACAGUAUACAAGAGCUAAAACUCAUAACUAAGGAUUAAAGCACAACUAAGCAACCGAUUUGGCACAUCUAAUGCUCUUUUUAGAAAGCCAAAAUUACUUGAUCAUUAAAAAUGCACUUAUAUAUUUGUUACACUGUAUUGAAAGAGAUUGUGUUAAAUACACGUUUACUCAGUGCAAUGUAGGAAUUGUGUGUUCAGUCUAAGACAAGAGCUUUCUUAAAGAAGAAAGGUUGAGUCCUAGGCAUUUACAGAGGGUUGAUCCAGUUCCUUUAGUGGUAAUUGUAUCAAGCCAAAAGAACAAAUAAGGCAUAUUGUAUGUUUAUCGUGAUUACAUGCUGCAGGUUACUCUGUGAUGAAUAAAGGAAGUCUUUAGGAGUUUUAUAUUGAAUGUUUGGGCACAAAUUCUUAUUUCUAUUCUUUACAGAAUCUUAUGAAAUUAUAGGCAUUAUCAUGUUCUUCCCUGCAUUUAUCAACUAAUGUAAAAACAAUAUAUAAUGUUAAGUCUGACUUUUCAUGCAGACUGUCAAAUCCCUUUAUCAAAAACCAAGCUUUAUUAUUCUGUUCUUUACAGUAUAUUCCAACUUUCUACUGGUGUCUUUAGAGAGAGAAAAAAUCCAAUAUAACCUAGAAAAAGAUAUAGUCUUUUACAAAAUUCCAAAGAGAAAUUUACUAUGAGCAAGUAGCCCUAUAAAAAAGGAUGUAUUUGUUUUGCAAAAUAUUUUGAAGCCAAUAGAUGAAACAGAGAAUAAUUUAACCCUUAUUCUUCCCUUAAUAGCUUUCAUAUUUUUACACAUCGUGCCACAGUUGUAUACAUAGAUAUAAGUUUAUUGAAGAUACUGUAAUUAUAGAAAAUGUUGCUAUUUUAGAAAUCCCUGAAAU